Molecule: messenger RNA, 687 nt
Organism: Symbiodinium pilosum
Lineage: Eukaryota; Dinophyceae; Suessiales; Symbiodiniaceae
Source: the annotation of a GenBank genome assembly
AUGUACCAUCGCCCACACGUAAGAAAGAAGAAGAAGAAGAAGAAGACAAGUAGCUUCUUGCUGUCGGCAGAGAUCCAUCGCCGCCUCAAGCGCUUCUACGGAAAGCUUCAUGCAGUCACAUCGCCUGCCAACUGGCUUUGGCCUAUUCAUGGUUUGGAUGGGGCCUCGCGACUAGAGAAGAUCACGGAUGGCUUUUUACAAUCCUGCCAAGGGCUUCGGGUUCACUUGUUAGAGUUUGCAUUCCAGCCGGCAGAGGUCCAAAAGGUUUUGAGCACUGCAAAUGCAUGGAGCCCACCGCCUCCGCCGGCCAAAUCAAAUCAGUACGAAGGCACUUUCCAGUCCUUCCUGGGAGUGCGUGCGCUUCAUUUGGAGGUGUCUGUGCAGCCGCUGAUGACUAGGCAGGGCGGUGUUGAGUGCGCCCUCUUCCUCGAGCUGCGCUUGGGCCAAAGUUUGCCCGCCAGCGCCUGGGCGCACGUCCUGGUUUGGUCCGGGACAGAGGCCUUUCCUGGCGACGCCCGCGGCGGCGAAGAACCAGAGGAGCCCAUGUCAGCCAUGCAAGUCCGAUUGCCUAAAGGUUGCGUGUGCUCCAGUCUGCAAAGGGUCGCUCGUGGCUCCGUGCUUCAGCAGGCCCUCACGUCUCAUGGCACAGUUCGCACCCUGUUGGCAUUUGAACCUCAGUUACAGUGA